CCGCAGCGCUGAGGGGAACUGGCGGGAACCCAGGCUCAGGCAGCAGCGAGGCGGGGCCCGCACACCCGCCUGCCCGAGGCGGCGAGGCACGGCGCCCCCCGCCCCCCUGGGGUGCCGAGCGGGGCCGGGCCGCCCCCUGCCCGCGGCGGCGGGGCGCUCUCACCUGCGCACACCCGCUCCCAGAGGCCGGGGGCACCGCCCGCCGCCAUGUCGCGCCGCGUUACCGCGGCAACCGCCCGCCGGUCCCCGCGGUUCCUGUUCCGGGGCGGCGGGCGCUGCACGUGGCCGCGGCAGGAUGGUUAUACAGAAAAAGAGGAAAGAAGUUCAUGAGGAACCUGUACAGAAAAAGAAAAAAUUGAAAAGUAGCAGAAGCCAGAUCAUUCAAAUUGAGAAAGAUAGUCAAUUUGUCAUUAAAACUGAGGAUGACCAGCUUGAGACAAAAACAAAGGUAAAGAAAAAGGAAAAUUUAAAAGAUGAAUGUUUAGACCAAUUAGAACUGAAGAACAAUAAGAAGAAAGGCAUGAAAAAGAAGGUUAGCUCUGAAUUAGCACAUUCAGAAAGCUUUGUGAAUAUGGAACGCCAUCUGGAUUCAGAACCUCAAGAAGAAUCAGAGGAACAAAUUAAAACUCUCAAAAAGAAGAAAAAAAAAGUCCAAUGUCAUUCCCGCUUAUCACUGGAGAAUAAUCAGAGUAGUGAUGUGAAGCCUUCACGUCAUCAUGCAGAUGGUACUGAGGAAAAUGAAUUUACUUUUAAAAAAAGCAGAAAGAUUACUGCUUUGUAUUUGGAAUUGGAUGGUAAAGUAACUAAGAAAAAAAAGAAGGAAGGCAUUUUUUCUUUGUCAUUAGAGGACAUCCAGGACAGUGAACAUAAGCAGUCUGAAAAAGUUUGUAAAAAACAACGCAAAUACAUUUCACAACAAACAGCUUUUAUGGGCAAACCCCAUGAAACAGAUGUUAUCCAGAAUGAUGGGAAGAUUUAUGUGAGAAGACAGAAGAGGAAGAAAGGUAAGUCCAACUCCUUUUUACCACUAGCAGAUAAUCAGGACAUUUGUGGAGUUCCCGAGAGCCUCAUUGCAUUAAGUGACUUCAGAAAAAGGCAAAGAAAGAAUUCCCAGGAAAUUACAUUGACAAAUAGUGAGGAAGAGGACACUGCCGAGAAUUCUGGAAGUAUUAAAGAGACCAAGAGGACGAAGAACAGAAGUAAAUGUGUGUCUUUCUUAACAUGUGAAGAUUAUCAAGACUACAGUCACAGAGUUCCUGAUGAGCCUCUCCAAGCACAGCAAGAGGCUGAGUCUGAGGAAAAAGAGCUUUCUGGAAAAAAAAGCAGGAAGAAUAUCAAGGGUAAUAAUGAAGUCAUCAAGAAGAAAAAGAAGAAUCAGAAAAAGGAGGAGGACACAACAUACCCAGAAGGUUCUUUAAACAAUGACAGCGCAUCUAAAAGCCAAAUAAUAACACUACUAGAAAACAAUAAAAAGAAGAAGGAGCGCAAAAAGAACAAAGAGCAAGCUGAAUGUGUUACAGGGGAUGUUAUAGAUAAGGUAUUAUGUGAUAGUAAUCACAUGACCUGUGACAGAAAAAGGAAAAAAAGAACAAAAGAACCACCACAGGACUUCACUGAAGACCCAGUUUCAAAAGCAAAUACAAAAAAGAUCAGAAGGGAAGACAUGGGAAAUAAGACAUUGCUUUUUCCUGUUUUACAGGUACAGGUGGAUGAUGUGGAUGAUGUAACUAUUGUGCAGGAAAAAAAAGGAAACUGUGAUGAAGUUAGCAUAGACAAGGUGAAACGGCAGGCUCUGCAAGAAGAAAUUGGUAGAGAAUCUGGCAAAACUAAGGGUUUCAGUCCCAAAAUGGAAUGGGAUACAAAGUUUGGCCAGUGGAGUACAGCUGCUUUUCGAAGUUCUGAGGAAGAAAAGAAGUUUUUCAGGCUGAUGGGUGGCUUUAAAAAGGGUUCAGUGCCCGUCCAGAAACUCUCAGCAGCUACAAACAAACCGAACAUGGCUCUGAACAGGGAAGGGGAGGAGAAGUUACAGCAGGCUCUGAAGAUGGAAUUUGAUAAAGCAAUGGACUUGAAACAACACAGAAGAAUUGGUCUUGGAUUUCAACCUGCUGCUAACAAAAAAGUAUACAUAGACAAAUACACAUCUAGAUCUAUAAAAUUUGAAGAUUAAAACUCUGAAGUAAUAAAAGGAAUGAAAAUUCAACACACAAAUUUCUUUUUACUUUCCACAUCUUUUUACUUGAAAUCAAUCACAAGAUGUUUAAGAAAUCUGAUUUAUGAGGCAUUUUUAGUACAAGUUUUUAACUGCAUAUCCCAGAUUAUGUGGAGCUGGGUCCUCACUUCAGCUAAAUAGUGUGUUUGCUCCUGAUAACUAACCAGAGCUUUUUGCCCGUCUUUGAGCUAUUUUUGCACUAAUAAAACCAGUAGUAAAACAUUUGAAAACA
This is a messenger RNA of Falco peregrinus (peregrine falcon), 2441 nucleotides long. RefSeq names its product lysine rich nucleolar protein 1 (gene KNOP1). The transcript has 5 exons. The record is from RefSeq and is a predicted model, not a curated record. NCBI's taxonomy places the organism in Eukaryota, Metazoa, Chordata, Aves, Falconiformes, Falconidae. Bases 296 to 2167 code for a protein of 623 amino acids.